Molecule: messenger RNA, 675 nt
Organism: Leptonychotes weddellii (Weddell seal)
Lineage: Eukaryota; Metazoa; Chordata; Mammalia; Carnivora; Phocidae
Source: RefSeq, a predicted model, not a curated record
AAGGCAACUUGGCAAAAGUAUUUCCUGAUCUUCCCCUCAGUGAACUUCAGAAUGUCUGCUAAUGGGACCCUCUUCUCUACAACAGAAUUUGACUUUGAAGCAGGACACAAAAGUUUCCAUCUGGUUGCAGGAGUGAGAGACAGCCAAGGGCUCGAAGCCUCCACAAGGCUCCAGGUGAACAUUGUGAAUGUCAACGACGAAAUCCCUCGCUUUACCAGCCCGGCGCGAGUGUACACGAUUCCUGAGGAGCUGGCUUCAGGCACCAUUGUGGCCAACAUCACAGCGGAGGACCCCGAUGACAAAGGUUUUACCGGCUUCCUCCUCUAUGGCAUCACGACCCCUAACCGCUAUUUCAUGAUCAACCAGUUGACCGGUACGAUCCAAGUGGCCCACAGGCUAGACCGAGAUGCAGGUGAAUUAAGACAAAAUCCCUCCAUUUCUCUGGAAGUUCUGGUGAAGGACAGACCCUCAGGGGGUCAAGAGAAUCGUGUGCAGAUAACCUUCAUCGUAGAGGACAUUAAUGACAACCCGGCCAUGUGCACCAAGACCACCUUCAGAUCCAGCUUCCAGACUUCCCCACCCUGCUCUGUGCCCCGGGAGUAUGGAUAUGACCUAUAUGGAUAUCAAUUGGCUCCCUCGCCCUGCAGCUUCUGGUUGGCCAAUGGGAAGCUCUAG